AUGCGGUACCAGGCCCUUCGGGCGCCAAAACUCGACCGCACAGCAACUUCCUGCACCCGACGUUCCGGACCGCCUCCUGGUCUCGUCCUCGCAGAACGCCAUGAUGCGCCCGCCCAGCCCGCCACCUCGACGCACCGUCGCCAACAUCCCGACCAUCAACCCUUCUUCGCCGCUUGCACAGCCGGUCACAGCGCCGGACGGAGACCACGCGACCACGAGAUUGCUGGCGGAGAUGAGGCUGCUAACCACUGCCGGAUCGGUGCGUGGCAACCUGUCCUCAGGCCGCCAGAGGUCGCCCUCCGCGGCGAGGUAGCAUUCGUUCACCAUGGUUGCGAUGGCAUUGGUGAUGGUGGCGUCGGCGGCCAGAGCGGACCGGCAGAUUUGGAUGGUGACAUCUGA
Messenger RNA from Pyricularia grisea, 399 nucleotides. RefSeq lists its product as uncharacterized. The record is from RefSeq and is a predicted model, not a curated record. The coding region runs from base 1 to 399 and encodes 132 amino acids. NCBI's taxonomy places the organism in Eukaryota, Fungi, Ascomycota, Sordariomycetes, Magnaporthales, Pyriculariaceae. The transcript is spliced from 2 exons.